CCCGCCGGGACGGCGCAGCGUAAUCAUGUCCACAAGUCAAAGAAGGAAUCUAGCAAGUUCAUGUUGAGGUAUAUUCUCAAGACAAGACACAGUGACUCAUUUACUUUUCUGGAUAACAUAAUCCAUGGAUAAAGUGGGAAGGAUGUGGAACAAUUUCAAAUACAGGUGCCAGAAUCUCUUUAGUCAUGAGGGUGGAAGCCAAAAUGAGAGUAUAGUUGUGAACUCCAAUAAUUGCUCAUCUGGUAAAGAGAAAGCCAUCCAGAUAACUGACUUGACUCAACAACAACCCAGCAGCCCUUUGAGAGAAAACCUUGCUCUGCAAUUAGGCUUAAGUCCUUCCAAGAAUUCAGCAAGGCGGAACCAAAACUGUGUCACAGAAAUUCCUCAGAUUGUUGAAAUAAGCAUUGAGAAGGAGAAUGACUCGUGUGUCACCACGGGAGCCAGGCUUGCUCGAAGGGACUCUUAUUCUCGCCAUGCUCCUUGGGGUGGGAAGAAGAAGCAUUCCUGCUCUACCAAAACACAGAGCUCCUUGGAUACUGAAAAAAGAUUUGGUAGAACACGAAGUGGUUUGCAGAGGAGGGAGAGAAGGUACGGGGUGAGCUCAGUCCAUGACAUGGAUGCAGUAUCCAGCAGGACAGUAGGUAGCCGUUCUCUGCGCCAGCGUCUCCAAGAUACUGUCGGGCUGUGUUUUCCCAUGAGAACUUACAGCAAACAGUCCAAACCUCUCUUUUCUAACAAAAGAAAGAUCCAUCUCUCUGAACUAAUGCUUGAGAAAUGCCCUUUCCCUGCAGGCUCUGAUCUGGCCCAGAAGUGGCAUCUGAUUAAACAACACACAGCGCCUGUGAGCCCUCAUUCAACUUUCUUUGACACAUUUGAUCCCUCCUUGGUUUCCACAGAAGAUGAAGAAGACAGGCUCAGAGAGAGACGUAGACUUAGUAUUGAAGAAGGGGUUGAUCCCCCUCCCAAUGCCCAAAUACACACUUUUGAAGCUACAGCACAGGUAAAUCCAUUGUAUAAACUGGGACCAAAGUUAGCCCCUGGUAUGACUGAGCUGACCGGGGACAAAACCAUAACACCUCCAGGGAACUGUGACUCCGAAGAGGACACAACAACGCUUUGCCUGCAGUCGCGCCGGCAGAAGCAGCGUCAGAUGUCAGGAGAGAGCCACGGCCAUAUCAGCAGGCAGGGGGCUUGGAAGGUGCAUACUCAGAUCGAUUACAUCCACUGCCUCGUGCCAGACUUGCUCCAGAUCACAGGUAACCCGUGUUACUGGGGCGUCAUGGACCGCUACGAAGCAGAAGCACUUCUGGAGGGUAAACCCGAAGGCACUUUUUUGCUCAGGGAUUCUGCGCAGGAGGACUACCUCUUCUCGGUGAGCUUCCGCCGCUACAACCGCUCGCUGCACGCACGCAUUGAGCAGUGGAACCACAACUUCAGCUUUGAUGCCCAUGACCCCUGUGUGUUCCACUCCUCCACCGUCACAGGGCUUCUGGAACACUACAAAGACCCCAGCUCAUGCAUGUUCUUUGAACCGUUGCUUACUGUAUCUCUGAACAGGACCUUCCCCUUUAGUCUGCAGUAUAUCUGCCGGGCAGUAAUCUGCAGGUGCACUACGUACGAUGGAAUUGAUGACCUUCCUCUACCCUCAAUGUUGCAAGACUUUCUUAAGGAGUAUCAUUAUAAGCAAAAAGUCAGGGUGCGAUGGCUGGAGCGGGAACCUAUAAAAACAAAGUAAAUGGAAAUCAAAUUAAGCUUCUGGAACAUGCUUUUUUUUUUUUUUUUUUUUUGUAUUACAGUUUAACUGCAGCAAGCGCACCGAACGACGUCUAGCUUUUCUGCAAUAUCCUAUUUAAGCUGAGUGUUAGUAUCCUGUCAGAUGCUGCCUGCUGUUAAUCAAACUAAGUUGUGAUGCCUCUUGGAAACAAUAAGCAGACACAAUUCUGCACGUUUUUCAUUAAGGCCUAAUGAAAAUAUUUUUGCUAAUUUCUAAAUAUUUUGUUUCCCUUUUAUAGCUGUAGUAAUUGGAUGAAGAAACUAUGAGGCAUUUCCCAUGGGGCAUUCAUGUAAUGCUGUUAAAGAAAGGCUUUAUUGGAGGGGCAUUUUUGCUAAUAUUUGAAGUAUUUUUAAAAAAUUAUCUUCUUGGAAAAUUUCCUCUACUCAAAGUAAUAAUUUAACUCAGAAACAAGUUUCCAAAUACUAGUGAAUAUUUUCUUGUAAUGAAGAGCAGUUCAUUAGAAGCAGUCCAUUAAGAGUUAAUGGUGCUCUGAUGCUAACAGAUGAAUCAUGCUUUUCAGAGUGUAUAAAGUUUCCUAAUCAUUAAGACUUGAAUAUACCUGCUCUGUACUGUAAUUCUGUUACAAACACUUGGAGAUUUAAGUGGCAUUGCUAGCAAAAGUAAUACUGUCAGACAGUUUAAAAUACCUUCCAGUGUGAAUUGCUGCUUCUGUGGCAGGACACAGAAUUAGAUUAUUGGUGUGAAACAUAAUGUUUUGGGGUUUUUUUCCAAAACGUUGGUGGCCUGGCUGCUAGUAAUUUACAAUGGAAGGUAAUAGUGAUAAGAAAAAAAUGUUUAAUUAUUUAAAGUCAUCUGAUAUUUUUAUGGAGAACAUGACAAGUGGUAGAAUUAUUUUAAUCAGAGUACAAAAUCUGACAUAUCUGAAACAAAUGUCAGGUUUCAAAGGUACUGGUACACUUUAUUUGUAAAUAUCUUUCCAUCUGGACUUUUAAAAAUCUUUUAAAGUAAUAUGCACUGAUGAUAGUUUCAACAGAUUACUUAGAGUCAAGAUUCUAACUUCUAUUUGCUUAUUUAAUUGGAGAUGGAACUUAAAGUAGUUCUGUCUUAGAUAUUUUGCACUAAAGUUUUGUUGGAAUGCCCUGAUCCCUGUUUAAUGUUUUGUACCAAUUCUGAGUGCUCCCUAGUUUCUUUACCAGCUGCUACAGUAUCUUAUUUCUUACUUCUCUACAGGAGUGACCUGUGCGAGGUAGGAAACAUUUUGGCUGCAAGUACAAUAAACGUUAUUCUUGUAUGCUACACUAACCCUUCUAUUGAUGUAUUUUUCUGCUUGCUGUGCCUUGUUCUGGCUUUUUGUGCUAAUAAAGUACAGUAUGUUCAGUGUUAUACUUGUAUAUCUGCUCUGUUUUUAUAUAUUCACGUAACUUGUAGCAGUUAAAUGAAUUUUUAAUAGGCUUUUCUUAGUAUUUAGGAUAGGCAAUGCACAAGUACUGUGCAAUUGAGUAUUAGUUGGUCAGCACACCAUAUUCCUGGUUUUUGUUACAGCAACUUGACAGUGUACGCCAUUGAAUAACGUUUCUGUAGUCACUGCAAGGUAACGGACUUGUCUGCAGGCAUAGAACAUUUUACAGGUUUUUGUAAUGCAAAGGAUAUAUGUUAAGCAAAAAGUGUUCUAAAACAUUAUUGAUCCCCUGUAAUGGUUGCUGAAGGUGUUUCAGCUUGUUGUAUAGGUAACUGCUAAGGCUAAUAUUUUGAUACUCCCCACUGAGGAAUGCUCAUUCCUGUAAAUUGACAGUACAGCAGCGGCAUUUGUUCACUUUUAGGCUAUUUUAAUAAAUAGAUGUACACACGAGCUGGCCAAAUGUCCUGUUUUUACCAAAGAAUACUGUCAAUUUAUGUUGGGGUACUUUUUUAAUUUUAAAAAAACAAACUCAAGAGUGGAGAGGUGCAAUUUUUGUUCUAUCAAAUAUUUAUCCCAAGCUACGAUAAACCAAAGUAUUUGACAACUUCAUCUGAACCUAAGUAAUGUAUACAUUUAUGUUGGUAGAGCCUAAAGCUUUUACAUCAAUGGUGUCGUCAUUAUUCCUGAACUCACAAUGCACCUGAAGAGGAAUGAUUUAAAUAAUUUUGUAAUGACUGGAACAGCACUACAUAAAAGCUCAUACUGCGAGGGGUUAAUCUGAAGCACCCAGAAAGCACUUUAAAACAUGUGUUUAUAUGCUUGUGGAAACUUUGUGAUCCCGUUAUGCAUUCUUUGUAGUAGAUUAUCUUUCAUGUGUUAAGACUUCAACUGUUAAAAUGGAACUUUGUUUAGAAUAUGUAAAUACUAAGUUUAUGUAAUUAUGUGUACAACUGUGCUAAUGGUCUCUUAAGUUUUGAAUUGCGUGUGUGUCAUUGGAUAUGCAACUCUUGGUUUAAAAUCUGUUCUAAGCAUAAAAGAGGAAAAAGUCACCAGCAUGAAAUUGCACCUAAGUGUACCUUCACUGUGUCGUUCUUACUGUUCCCUCAGUCGGAUCUGAAUGCCAGAUGAGUUUACUUAAAUUUUUGCUUUCAAUAUUAGUGUCAUACAGUCAGCCUGCAACCAAGCUUUGUCCCGGUGUAGGGACCUGUUUUUCAUUUACACCUGUUGCAGUUGCUUGUCAUGAACUAGCUGUGACAUUGUCAAUGUGGUCAGGAAUACACAUUAAUCUAAUUUUUAAUCAUGUGGUGGAAUCUUUGGGAAAAAAAAAAUAAAAACCCCAAACCCUUAUCUCAGAAGGUUUGCUCUUGCAUUUGUAUAAAUAACCUUUAUGGAGAGAUUUGCUCCCCUAAAACACACAAAAAAGGAAUUAUAUAUUUCUCUAUACUUUUUUUAAAGCUCUGCUUCACUGAAAUAUACAGAAUAAUUUGCUAGUGUGGUUAUGCUAAAAUGAAUCACUUUUUAAAUUUUGGUGGACUUGACUAUUCCAGUUGCAGUGUAUUUCUUAAUGAAUACGUUUUCAGUUCUAAAAGCAUUAAAAUGCUAGUAGGUGGAGAAUGCAAAUAGUUGAUUUCUCAUUUGUGUUUCUCAUUCUGGUUUAAUUUAGAAAAUCUUAAACACGUCUUAAAGAGGUGCACAAACCACAGCUUUAUUUUUUUUUUUAAUUUAACAGUAGAAUUCAAUGUAAAAAGUUACACUUGUAUUAUUCCAAUCUGAUUUGGUUACAUGACAGAUGAGUUUUUGAGCCUCAGUCUUGUUAAGUGUUCUUUUGAGGCGUUUCUCAUUUCUGCAGAAAGAGCUAUAGAAAAGGCUUACUCCAUAGGAGGGUUUUGUGAGGAAUCUUACAAAGGUAUUUUAUAGCCCUGUGGAAUUGGAGAAAUUAAAAUAUACUUUAUUUUGAGUAUACAGGAAGGUCUAUGAGUUUAGGAUCUUUUUACCAGUUUUAUCAUGCCUAUGGUGUUUCAGUUUUAAAUGCAUAACUCUUGAAAAUACUUGUAAAGGCAAGUAGAUACUUGUCCAGAUAAUUUACUUGUCAGAAUGGAACUUUUGAAGAAAAUAAGUUACAAAUUAAUGUUUUGCAUUCAUGUACUUUUAAAUUUUAUGCGCAUUUGAAGACUUGUUGAUUACAAAACGAUAGUCCUUAAAUCAGAAGCACUGAGUUGUGAAAAGAUGUGUCUGUCUAUCUGUAGUGUUUGACAAUAUGAAGUCAUGCCUUACAGAUGUCACUCGAAUCCUUAAGUCCACAUUUAACUUUAAGGUUUGGCACUACUUAGCAACAAGCAAAGACUCUGACUUUUUGUGAUAAAAAACCUGUUUGCUCCAGUCUCCAUGUGCAAGCCAAAAUAUUUGCAGAAUGCUUUUAAGCUUUUCUCUGAUGCAGAAUUGCAUGUAAGACAGAAGUUGUCACUGUCAAAGUUGCUGAGUACCAGAGAGAUGUAUCUGCAGGCAUCAUGGUUAUUUUCUUUUCAAAUUUAUCUUGGAAGACAGUAUUUAAAGGAAAAAUAUGAACUGAAUGGUAGCUGAUUCUUUCUAAAAUAGCGUUUCUCCAUUUAAGACAUUUAAAACUUAGAUUUAAAAUUAUGAAAGCGCUUUUUGAGCCUCAUUUUCUGAAAGUUUUGUUGUGAAGUGAGCACGUAUGUGCCAGACUUUAGUCUGCAAGUAUCUGGCACAUGUAUAUUUAUAUGUUAAUAAGAUGCCUCCAAGCAUGUUUACAUUCAUGGUCUUUUUUUGAAGCUACUGAAAUACACCAAAAAAGUGAGCAUUAAUAUAUUGGAAUUCUGAAAAUUCUCUCUGUUUUCUAUCUGUGUAUGGCAUGCUUUGCAAUUAAAGGACUAUUUUAUUUGUACCUUCACCUGCCCUUAUAUUUAUGACCAGUCGAUUGCUGUGUUUUUUCCUGCUGUCGUCACACUUACCUAAACAGUUGUCUAUGGACUGUGACCAAAGGAGAUUUUUCAUACCUGUUUAUUUUUAAGUAGAAAUCAAAUCAGUUGGCUUUUAAA
Messenger RNA from Sturnus vulgaris (Common starling), 6190 nucleotides. RefSeq names its product suppressor of cytokine signaling 5 (gene SOCS5). Gene Ontology annotation, cellular component: phosphatidylinositol 3-kinase complex. The record is from RefSeq and is a predicted model, not a curated record. Gene Ontology annotation, biological process: epidermal growth factor receptor signaling pathway; positive regulation of proteasomal ubiquitin-dependent protein catabolic process; phosphatidylinositol phosphate biosynthetic process. Gene Ontology annotation, molecular function: 1-phosphatidylinositol-3-kinase regulator activity. Lineage: Eukaryota; Metazoa; Chordata; Aves; Passeriformes; Sturnidae.